UCUCUACCAUUUUCCUCCGCCUCUGGUUGUCAAGAAGAUGGCAGCUUCCAGGCAGGCAUGAGAGGAAAUACUUCUUCACAAAUCGAAUGAAUUUGGAUUAUUGCCGCAAGAUUAGACCACAAACCCGUGUUUUUGCUACUACUGCAUCGAUAUAAAAAUCAUGUCUGCCCCUGGCUCCACGGCGUCGGUUCUGCAGCCGCGGUGGAAGCGGGUCCUCGGAUGGUCCGGUCCCGUUCCCCGGCCCAGGCAUGGACACAGAGCUGUGGCCAUAAAGGAGCUUAUGGUUGUCUUCGGUGGUGGAAACGAAGGAAUAGUGGAUGAAUUGCAUGUUUACAACACUGCAACAAACCAGUGGUUUAUCCCAGCGGUCCGUGGUGAUAUUCCCCCCGGCUGUGCUGCAUAUGGUUUUGUAUGUGAUGGCACACGAUUGCUGGUGUUUGGUGGAAUGGUGGAGUAUGGAAAGUACAGCAACGAUCUCUAUGAACUUCAGGCCAGCAGAUGGGAAUGGAAAAAGUUGAAAGCGAAAAACCCGAAGAAUGGCCCCCCUCCUUGUCCUCGUCUGGGCCACAGUUUUUCCCUGGUUGGCAAUAAAUGCUACCUGUUUGGUGGACUUGCCAAUGACAGCGAGGACCCAAAAAACAACAUUCCCAGAUACCUAAAUGAUCUGUAUACACUUGAGCUGCGUGCGGGAUCCAGUGUGGUUGGAUGGGAUAUUCCGAUCACAUACGGAGUCCUGCCUCCUCCACGUGAGAGCCACACUGCUGUGGUCUACACCGAAAAGACAAGCAGGAAAUCUCGCCUGAUAAUCUACGGAGGCAUGAGUGGUUGUCGCCUUGGAGAUCUAUGGACACUUGAUAUCGAUACCCUGACAUGGAACAAACCAUCAGUAAACGGGACAGCACCGCUACCCAGAAGUCUUCACUCUGCCACCACCAUCACAAACAAGAUGUAUGUUUUUGGAGGAUGGGUUCCAUUGGUAAUGGAUGACGUUAAAGUGGCCACACACGAGAAGGAGUGGAAGUGCACAAACACUCUCGCCUGCCUAAAUCUAGACUCCAAUUGUUGGGAGACCGUGUUGAUGGAUACUCUUGAAGACAACAUCCCUAGGGCCCGUGCUGGCCACUGUGCCGUGGCCAUCAAUUCCCGACUCUACGUCUGGAGUGGCCGCGACGGUUAUCGCAAAGCUUGGAACAACCAAGUCUGUUGUAAAGACCUCUGGUACCUGGAAACUGAGCGGCCACAUGCUCCUGCCAGGGUGCAGCUAGUCCGUGCCAACACAAACUCUCUCGAGGUCAGCUGGGGCGCCGUCUCAACCGCUGACACCUACUUACUGCAGCUGCAGAAGUACGACAUCCCAGCAACUCCAGCUACAGCCUCUGCAGCUAUGAUUUCCAGCCCCGUGCAGCCUCUGAACUCUCCGAAGGGCCCCGCACUGGCUGUUGCAGCUCCUUCUGCUCAGAAUCUCCCCCAGACAGCCAUCUUGAAGGUUGCGGCUCAACAGUCUGGCACUGGCACAUCUAUUGUCACAGUCCGCCCCAGCCAGCCCGGGAAAUCCCCCAUCACUCUGACAUCCCUCCCGCCUGGUGUAAGGAUGGUCAUGCCUGCCCAGACCACCCAAGGAUCGCCAAUUGGAAGUAGCCCUCAGAUGAGUGGCAUGGCAGCUUUAGCUGCUGCAGCUGCAGCAACACAGAAGAUCCCGCCCUCUGGUGGUACUCUCCUCAAUGUUCCUGCCGGGGCCACCAUUCUCAAAACUGUAGCCAUGUCCCCUGGUACAACCACAAUGAAAAUGGCUUCUCCACUCAUGGUCAGUAACCCAGCCACCCGGAUGCUGAAGACCGCUGCAGCCCAGGUGGGAACAGCUACUGGUUCCUCUCCCACCAACACCAGACCCAUCAUCACUGUGCAUAAGUCUGGAGCAGUCACUGUGGCCCAGCAGGCCCAGGUGGUUACUACAGUGGUGGGAGGAGUUACCAAGACCAUCACCCUGGUCAAAAGUCCCCUCACCAUGGGCGGCAGUGGUACUCUGAUCUCGAACCUUGGCAAGAUGAUGUCUGUGGUACAAACCAAGCCAGUGCAGACAUCUAUCACAGGCCAGGCUUCCAAUAACCCUCUCACACAGCUCCUACAGUCAAAGGGUCCCCUCCCAGCCGGCACCAUCCUUAAGCUGGUGACCUCCGCAGAUGGUAAGCCCACAACCAUCAUCACGACCUCCCAGGCAGGAGGCACUGGACACAAGCCCACGAUCCUCAACAUCAGCGGGGUCUCUCCUAACACCACUAAGCAGGGCACCACCAUCAUUAAGACCAUCCCCAUGUCUGCAAUCAUGAGCCAGUCUGGAGCUGCAGGUCUAAACUCACGUGUGACAAGCAGUGGAGGCAUGAAGACGCCAAUCACGAUCCUCACCACCAAAGUGAUGAGUACAGGAAGUCCCAAUAAAUUCAUCACUACAGUGCCCAAACUCGCCACUGCCGGACAACAGGGACUCACACAGGUCGUCCUGAAGGGUGCUCAUGGACAACCUGGCACUAUCCUGCGCACUGUGCCUAUGAGCACAGUCGGUGGUGUUCGACUUGUGACACCAGUGACCAUGUCUUCUGUUAAGCCCAAUGUGACCACUCUGGUUGUUAAUAGGACGACAGGUGUCACCACUUUUGGGACAGUCACCGGUACCGUCUCCUCCAGCCUGGCAGGAGCCGCUGCAGACAGCUCCAAUGCCUCUCUGGUUACCCCCAUCACCACACUGGGAACCAUCGCCACCCUGUCCAGCCAGGUCAUCAGCCCGGCGUCCAUAACUGUGUCAGCCGCUCAGACCAGCAUGACCUCUGCCACCACCCUCUCUUCCUCCACCAUGACGGUGCAGAACCAGCCCACCCAGGUGACUCUGAUCACAACUCCCAGCGGUGUUGAAGCUCAGCCAGUGCAGGACCUACCAGUGUCCAUCCUGGCUUCACCCACCUCCGAGCAGCCCAGCUCCUCUGAAGCCGGAGCGUCUGGCGAUGGCUCAGGCACCGUGUGCUCCAACCCGCCCUGCGAGACCCAUGAGACCGGCACCACCAACACGGCCACCACCGCCUCCGCUGCGAUGGGAGCAGGACAAGUGUGCUCCAACCCGCCCUGUGAGACGCACGAAACGGGCACAACAAACACAGCCACAACGGCUUCAUCAAACAUGUCGACGCCACGCAUGUGCUCCAACCCGCCGUGCGAGACCCACGAAACCGGGACGACCAACACGGCCACCACAGCGUCCAGCAGCAUGGGGGGAGUCCAGAAGGUUUGCUCCAACCCGCCCUGCGAGACCCACGUGACGGGUACCACCAACACAUCCACCCAGUCGUCCUCCAACAUGAGCACGGGCCAGACGAGCUCCAGCGCGCAGAGGGUGUGCUCCAACCCACCCUGCGAGACCCACGUGACGGGUACCACCAACACAUCCACCCAGUCGUCCUCCAACAUGAGCACGGGCCAGACGAGCUCCAGCGCGCAGAGGGUGUGCUCCAACCCGCCCUGCGAAACACACGAGACCGGGACCACCAACACCCCGUCCACAGCCACCUCAAGCAUGGGCGGAGACCAGAGCAGCUCAGAAGGAGCCCCGGUCCAGAGAGUGUGCUCCAACCCGCCCUGCGAAACACACGAGACCGGCACCACCAACACAGCCACCACAGCCACCUGCACCAUGGAGACAGGCGAAGGCCAGGAGACGGAGGAGGGAGCAGAAAGUACCACCAGCACGGAAGUGGAACCCACCACUGCAGCAACAAGUACUGUCCCCACCACCACCACCACCACCCAGGGCAGGGCCAUCACUACUGUCACUCAGUCCACACCCGCUCCCGGACCCUCUGUACCCUCGAUCUCAUCCAUCUCAGCCGGCUCCCCAGAGGAGCCCAUGCAGACGGAUGAGACCGCAUCAGCAGAAGCUGCACCUGCUGGAGAAGGAGCGUCUGCUAUGGAGACACAAGCUGAGGGUGAAGCAGCCGCAGCUACAGCCUUGAAUCUGCCCUCGGAGCUGAUGGCCGAGGCUCAGGGUGCCACACUGAUGGUGACGGGGCUGUCGGACGAGGAGCUGGCUGUGACUGCAGCAGCAGAGGCCGCUGCUCAGGCAGCUGCCACUGAAGAAGCCCAGGCGCUCGCCAUCCAGGCCGUCCUCCAGGCAGCACAGCAAGCCGUAAUGAAUGAAGCCUCUGGAGAGAGCCAGCAGCCCACCACCAUCCCCAUCAUGUUGACCCAGCAGGAGCUGGCGGCGCUGGUCCUGCAGCAGCAGCAGCUGCAACAGCUGCAGCUGCAGGAGGCUCAAGCCGUGGCGCAGCAGGCCAGCGCGGAGGCCAACCUGCCCACUGAGGGCCUGGCCCCCGCAGACAGCCUCAACGACCCCUCCGUCGAGAGCAACGGACACAAUGAGAUGGCAGCCGCAGUCACCAGUGCUGUGGCCUCACUGCUGCCACGCGCCACUGCCGAGACACUCGCUCCUUCGAGCACAUUUGCUCCAUCUGUAUCUGUGGCAAGUCCAGCCAAGCUGCAAGCAGCAGCCGCCCUGGCAGAUGUGGCCAAUGGGAUCGAGGGAUCGAAACAAGCCCCACAGCCAGCCCCGGUGAAGGCUGUUGUAAAGAAAGACAACCAGUGGUUCGAUGUUGGAAUCGUUAAAGUGACAAAUAUGGUCGUCACCCACUUCUAUAUGCCAGGAGAUGACUCUCAGGGAGAUGAUGACUCUGGCAACCUGCCAGACUACAGCCAAAUGAAGAAAAUGGAGCUGCAGCCUGGCACAGCUUACAAGUUUCGUGUUGCUGGAAUCAACGCUUGUGGCCGUGGAUCUUUCUCAGAGAUAUCCGCUUUCAAGACCUGCCUACCAGGCUUCCCAGGGGCUCCUUGCGCCAUCAAAAUCAGCAAGAGCCCCGAUGGCGCCCACCUGACCUGGGAGCCGCCCUCGGUGACGUCGGGGAAGAUCAUCGAGUACUCUGUGUACCUGGCCAUCCAGAGCAACCAGACAGCCGAAGCCAAGGCCUCCACCCCAGCGCAGCUAGCCUUCAUGCGCGUGUACUGCGGGCCCAACCCCUCCUGCUUGGUGCAGUCGUCCAGCCUCUCCAACGCCCACAUCGACUACACCACCAAGCCCGCUAUCAUCUUCCGCAUCGCCGCCCGUAACGAGAAGGGCUACGGCCCCGCCACCCAAGUCCGAUGGCUGCAAGAAUCCGGCAAAGACGCCGCCUCUGCAAAACCGGCCCCAAAAAGACCAGGCACCUCUCCUGAUACUAAGGCUGCCGGUCCAAAGAAAGCGAGGACGGACCAGUGAGGUCACCCGGGGACCCCUCCCAGUGUUUAGUCCUUUUUUCCACUCGCUGUCCUUUUUAUCAGGAAGACUGACCUUCACCCCUCCUCCUCCUCCUCCACCACCACCUCAUUCUCCAUCCUAAUCUCAUCCUCCACUCUUCAAGUCUCAGACCCAGACAGCAAUGGAGGCAGAACAACCGUAUGAAGCCGAGAUGAAAGUCAACCUGAGAGAUGUUUCUGUAGAUAAAACCCUCCUUCCUCCUCCUUCUGUUGGUUGUACUAUUUUUAGAGCAACACAAACUUAGAAGCACACUAUCUUUUUCCUGUCACAUCCCCUUCCAUCGUUUAACAUCUACUUUUGGCUUGUUUCAGUAGUUGAGCAGUAUAGAGAAGCAUUUACAUCUUUCACAAACUGGGAGCCAGCCUGAGUGCAAUGUUACCUUUUUUUUUGUCUUUGGUUUGUGAAUCCAAGAGGGGAUGUAGAGAGAGACUACACAAAAUGAUGUACAGUGUUGAGGGAAAAAAAAAAGGCUGUGGAGGCAUUAGUUUAGAAGAGAGGAAAAAUCAGUAUGGAUACAAAUAAAGCACUUGUCCUCAGCGACAGAGGACAUAAUUUUUCUCUUUUCUUUUUAUGCUGAAAACAAAAAUUUGCUUCAUCGAGAACCAAGUCUGUAUUCGCCGUACUGGACUCCAGUCUCCUGGUAAUGUCAUCACUGUGCGCUUUUUACCCGACGUGAGGACCGGUGGCCGACACUUCUUCGACGUGGACAAGAAGAGAUUUGUAGAGAAUGAAUGACAGACAUUGCUAUAGGACUGAGACUUGCAGCACACACACACACACACACACAAAUCUUCCCAAAAAAUUAGCAAGCAGCAAUGACGCAGAAGAUCUUUUGUGUAGUUUAUUUUUGUAUUUUUUAAGCUUUUUUUGUUUUGUUUCUUUCCUCCUGUGUGUAUGUGUAUGUCGUGUGCAUUUUUAAAAUGAAAAAAAGCAUCACUUUUUUUAAUUGUUGUUCAUCCCCAUAGUUUGUGUUCGUGGGACGAUCGGUGGCUGUGUUGAGGUUGCCACUAUAUUUUUAAAAGAAAUCUUCAUUCAGCCGGUUGUAUGUACUUGUUGUUGACCGAAGGUAAAUGAACGAGAGAAAGACUUUUGUAUUUGUUCCAAGUAGAAGCCACCGAGGUUGUAGAACUGAAGGGCUCUCUGACGUGGACCCAGGAGAGUUUUUACUUUGUUUACUACUCAAUGCUUGUUGCUUUGUUUGCCAAACAGGAAAUCUCACGAAGUAUGAGGACAAAACAUCAGAUCUUUCCCCCCUCCCCCCUUUCCCCUUUAAUAACCUAAACAAUUGUCCACCGCUUUUUUUUUGCUCUUUUUUUUUUUUUUUUUUUUUUAGAAUGGCAAAUUAUAUUAGUAGACAUAUGUUCCCCUUUCCUAUUAAUGUAUGUGAAUCCAUUUAAUACAUUUUAAUUAUUUUUUUCUUUCCACGGCUCUGUAUUUCAGACUUCAGACUAUUUCAGCAAGCUAACUGUGAUGUGUAAAACCCGUGUGGAAAAUGGGGAUGUCUUUUGGGGAAAAAGCUUACAUAGCCGGAGUGUACUCACUUGUAAAUUAGUUCGUUCAUAGAGCAAGAAUAAAACAAACAAAAAAAAUUCAUCAUCUUGGCCUUUUAUAUAUUUACCUGUAACAAACUGUUUUUACAUGUCGGUCAUCUCUCGAUUGCCUUUUUGUGUCUUUACUUAUAAAAGAAACAAAUAUAUAUAUAUAUAUAAAUAUAUAUAGAUAUAGUCUCCCUGAUGGUUUGCUUCUGUCGAGCUGAUUCACUGUGGGAGUCUGAAACACUGCUAGGUUCAUUACAUCACGACGAUCUGUACAGGGAGCGUUGAAGGACUGUAUAUCCACUUUGUCACGGUAAAAGGCCAGGAAGAUCCCAGGUUUUCCGCUUUGCCACCUUUUUUCUCCAGCCGGCGCAUCGGUCUCUCUCGUUUUGUGCUUUUCUCCCAAUUUCUUUCUUUCUGAAAAUCUCUCUUCAUAUGCAUUCAUAAUUUGUGUGUGUGUGUGUCAGUGUGUCUGUUGAACAAAAACUAGACAUGCAUGCAAAAGCAGUGUAUUUUAGUAGUGAUGCCUUAAGUUAGACCAUAAGCUGAAGGUUCUCAAGAUAAAAAAAAAAACAGAAAAAACAUUUACUGAGUUUGUUCCUCUCUCCAUGUGGUAUACAAUGUGUCCUUUUCCUUCCACAGUACCUUUGCUGGGUCACUAUUUUUGCACCCUCGUUAGAUAGGUCAUCAUCAGCAGUGCCGAGGUCUCUCUGAACUUUCCCCCGGCCUCUCGGGGACGAGCGCUGACUCAGCACUCACAGGCGUUGCGAGUUUCUCUCGGCUGUUCGCAGGUUAUCUGGAAAUGUCCUGUAUUUUCCAAUGUGUGUUUUUUGUACUGUAGGGAGUAAUGUAUCUUUUAUCAUCAAAAAAUAAACAUGUUAAACAUAUAGAGAGAGAGAGAUGU
This is a messenger RNA of Notothenia coriiceps (black rockcod), 7771 nucleotides long. It is a transcript of the gene hcfc1a, whose product is annotated as host cell factor C1a. Gene Ontology annotation, biological process: regulation of DNA-templated transcription; chromatin remodeling. NCBI's taxonomy places the organism in Eukaryota, Metazoa, Chordata, Actinopteri, Perciformes, Nototheniidae. The record is from RefSeq and is a predicted model, not a curated record. Gene Ontology annotation, molecular function: transcription coactivator activity; protein binding. Bases 161 to 5293 code for a protein of 1710 amino acids. Gene Ontology annotation, cellular component: histone methyltransferase complex. The transcript has 28 exons.